UUAAAAAACUAGGUUAGUGGUCCGACAGGCAUGACGGUGAAGAGAAACUGGGUCACCGAUCGAAAAUCGUUUAUGUCACACUUCUUUGGGUCUUUAUUACAUAUUACCAGAGGCUUUCAAUGGAUAGACAAAUCUCGUUGGACCUACAGUAUAGACAGGUUACACCAGCUGCUUAAGGACCAGAUCAUAUUGGGGCAGACUGACAACAUCAGACUGGAUGAAAGUAGGUCAGGCUGAAUCAAACCAGUCUCAGACCAGACCAGAUCACAACGGAGCAGACCAGACUGAUCCAGACAAAACCAGGCCCGUCCAGGAGACCUGUUCCAGUUUCCUAUCCAGUUGAGGGCUCAAGAGUGGAUGGAAGGAGAUGAUUUUAACACAGAGGCUGUGAUGAACAUCUGUGAUGACCUGAUGGCAGACCAACGGAUGGACAUCUCGUCUACAAUGACCGACUUCAUGUCCCCUGGCUCCACCGACCUCAUCUCCAGCUCCAUCAGCACACCUGGCAUGGACUAUACCCGCAAGAGGAAGGGCAGCACCACCGACUACCAAAUUGAUGGCUUCUCAUUUGAUGACAUGGACCCAGAUAAAGAUAAACUGGGAAGUGACCAACAAGGCCGGAUUAAGAAUGCCAGAGAAGCUCACAGCCAGAUCGAGAAGCGUCGAAGGGACAAGAUGAACAGCUUCAUCGACGAACUGGCGUCACUGGUGCCCACCUGUAACGCCAUGUCCCGCAAGCUAGACAAGCUGACGGUCCUGCGCAUGGCUGUCCAGCACAUGAAAACACUCAGAGGUGCAGCCAACCCUUACACAGAGGCCAACUACAAGCCCUCCUUCCUCUCAGACGAUGAGCUGAAGCACUUGAUACUAAGGGCUGCUGAUGGUUUCCUGUUUGUGGUUGGGUGUGACCGUGGAAAGAUACUUUUCGUUUCUGAGUCGGUGUACAAGAUUCUCAACUACAGUCAGAACGAUCUGAUUGGUCAGAGCUUGUUCGACUACCUUCACCCCAAGGACAUUGCCAAGGUGAAAGAGCAGCUGUCCUCUUCCGACACGGCCCCACGAGAGAGGCUCAUUGACGCUAAAACUGGCCUUCCGGUGAAGACAGACAUCACCCCCGGCCCAUCUCGACUCUGUUCUGGAGCCAGACGGUCGUUUUUCUGCAGGAUGAAGUGCAACAGGCCCUCUGUCAAAGUAGAGGACAAAGACUUUCCCUCCACCUGCUCUAAGAAAAAAGCGGACCGCAAGAGCUUCUGCACCAUCCACAGCACGGGCUACCUGAAGAGCUGGCCGCCCACCAAGAUGGGUCUCGACGAGGACAACGAGCCCGACAACGAGGGCUGCAACCUGAGCUGCUUGGUGGCCAUCGGCCGCCUGCACCCCCACAUCGUCCCCCAACCCAGCCUGGCAGACAUCAGGGUGAAGCCCACAGAGUAUGUGUCCCGGCACGCCAUCGACGGCAAAUUCGUCUUUGUUGACCAGAGAGCCACGGCCAUACUCGCCUACCUGCCCCAGGAGCUGCUGGGAACCUCUUUCUAUGAGUAUUUCCACCAAGACGACAUCGGCCACUUGGCAGAGUGCCACCGACAAGUGCUGCAGAUGAGAGAGAAAAUCAACACCAACUGUUACAAAUUCAAGAUCAAAGACGGCUCUUUUAUCACGCUGAGGAGCCGAUGGUUCAGCUUUAUGAACCCCUGGACCAAGGAGGUGGAGUACAUCGUCUCCACCAACACCGUUGUCUCGUGUCCCAUGAUGGAAGGAUCAGACUACCCUCAAUCUGCUGCCUCACCACAGAGCAUGGACAGUGUUCUCACCUCAGAGGGUGGCGGAAGGCGGGUGCUGCAGACGGUGCCCGGCAUCCCGGGUGGCACGAGAGCGGGAGCCGGCAAGAUUGGUCGAAUGAUUGCAGAGGAAGUCAUGGAGAUCCAGAGGAUUCGAGGCUCCUCCCCCUCCAGCUGUGGCUCCAGCCCUCUAAACAUCACCAGCACCCCUCCACCUGACACCUGCUCUCCAGGGGGCAAGAAGAUUCAGAAUGGAGGGACACCCGAGCUGCCGAGCACGGGGAUCAUUCCCGGACCUGAUUCUGUAGGCUACCCCUACUCCAACCAGUCCAUCAUGAGCGACAACUCCCACCUGAGCAUAGAUAUCAUGGACGACCCCGGUUCUAGCAGCCCCAGCAACGACGAGGCGGCCAUGGCGGUCAUCAUGUCCCUGCUGGAGGCGGACGCUGGCCUGGGCGGCCCCGUCGACUUCAGUGACCUGCCCUGGCCUUUGUGAGGAAUCUGGAAGGGAAGAGCCAGAGGGAGAGACAGAGACACUCCCCCUCCUCCUCCCCCUCCUCCUCCUCCUCCUCCUCCUCCUCCUUCUUCUCCAUCUCCUCCUCCUCUUAGCUCCAGAGCCACUGAUGGAAAGAGUUCAGUCAGGUCGAAUUCUGGCUGCCAUGUUACCUGCCCGCCAUAACUACAACUACACUGCAACACAUGUCCGUCUUAAAUGAUUGUUUUUUUUUUUUUUAACUGAAACGCUGUAGAUACCGAAGAUUUUUCUGAAAAGUAGUAAACAGGAGAUGAGAUGAGGCUCUCGCUGUCCGGAUUACACUCCUACUUCUUGAUUCAUCAUUCCCUGUAGGUGGACCCUGAAUUUCAUUUGGGCAAGCAGAAGGAUUUUUAUAUAACAAUUCUGCUCCAAAUGAUGUGUUAAGAUCUUCUUUUUUUGCAGUGUCAGUUGCCUGCAGAUGAGGCGUUCCCUAACGUUGCCACGGCGAGAGACCAUUUCUCUAACAGCAGUUCAGCUAAUGGAAUCUCAAGUUACAGGAACGCUAACAUGUCUGCUGAUGGACUGAACUCUGUCUAACAGUGGCUCUGGGUCCUGUCACCGGUCUGCAGCCAGCCCCGAACCAACACACGACUCCAGAGAUGUUCACGGACAGUGGGUCAAGUCUGAUGUGGGGUGGGGAGCGCUUGAUUUCUGCCUCCUGUCACAGCUCUCUCAUCAUCUCUAACUGUACGUUCAAGUCUGCUCGUAGGAUUUGGAGAUUUGCUUGGAAGAUUCUUUGAGGUUCUUUAUUCCCAAGCCACAGAAUUCCACAAGCAGAUACUUUAGUUCAUUUAAAUAAUUUCCUUAUUGAAAAAGCCACCUAGCUGCUGCUUCGUAAUUCCUAACUAAUUUUUCUCUAAGUUACCGUAAAGCUCUCUAAAUUAUCUUUUCCCAGAAAAGUAGAGCAGAUCCUGUGUUUUUCCUGAGUUGAAAACACAAAACACCCAAGCAGAGAGAACAUCAACACUGGCUGCAGCAUGAUGCACCACAAAUCAGUGCAGUCAAAUGUCCUGUGAGCUUGAACUGCCACGUUGGGCCCAUACAGCAUGUGAGUGCAUGUAACACUCAAACAUGAUUGAUUUGAUUCUGGAAGCCUUUCCAUUUUAUAUUGGAUCAUAAGUUUCUAACUGUCAAGGCAAACAUGUUCAUUGUUUGACAGCCAUUGCUUUUAUGUUUGAAAAUGUUUUCUUUCUUUUUCUUUUUUUUUUUGGCCAGUUUUGUCACAUGACCCGCAAUUCUGACUGCGACCACUACGCCACAACCACCUCACAGCCUAGCACUGUUACUGCGGGGGCCAAGCUGUGUCUCAAUCCCACACUUCGCACUAAUUCUGAGCAGGUUUUCACUAUGUAGUGUUUUCACACUGAAAAAGUGACCAAACAGACCUGCGACCUGCUGAUUUCUCACCCAGUGCACGCUGGCAUAGGCUGCAGUCCCCAGUGGGUGGAUGGACUUCACAGUCCACACUCUGUGUGCCUCAAAAAGGAAAAAAAAUCAAUUAAAAGAAAAAAAAAAAUACACACACAUUUUGAUGAUGAUUAUGGUGCACCAUGUACUCAUCUCCUCUGGAGAAAAGGAGGUUAGCUGAAUGUGGUGGCAGCGGCAGUGUGCAGGUGUGUGUUGAUGUCUCUGCACAUAUUUUCCAGUCUCAGAAGAGAGCAGUUCGUCAGCACGUUCUUCACUGCCAUUGUACCGAGGCAUGCAGCUCACACACGCCUCUGUACGCUUAAACGUAUUCAACAUCAGCCUGGUGGUCUGGGUCAUAGGGUCUCCACCUGCCUAUCUUCUCUCAGCGCAGACCCCAUGUGAAGCACCUCAGAUGCAGUUAGACUGUCUGUCACUAACAACAGCGGGGCUGCCUUCGGAUCAGAAUUCUGAUUCAGUCCUGAGAACAUAAUUCUUUGCCUUUGUGAUUUGAAUAUUUAAAAAUGGACCUAACAUGUCUGUCGUCCGUACCUGGGCUUGAAUUUAGGAGCAGCCCCUCUUCUAACAUGUUUAGCUGGAGUUGGGAGAAGUUAAAGAAAAAAAAAUACCUCUAAGUUGAAUUCUGCUGCAAAUACAACAGAUGUGGACUUUAAAGAAAUACUCACUCAUAAAUUUGAUUGUUUAGCACUUGAUCAUACACAGAUGUGCUGUGGCUGCACAGAACUGUCAAUGCAAACUACCUUAUUAGCAGAGAGGGCUAUAAAGUAGACAGGGGGCUCAGUAUAGAAACAGAUAGACGUCAUAGAGGUGGAGGCGACGGGGAUCCAGCAGAGUAGGACUUUGUAACGGGACAACAGGACCUUCUCUAAUCAUGUCCUGUGACAAUAAACAGGGUCAGGAGGGACAGCCAGGAACGCCUGAAUGGAAUUCUUCAUUUCAGUGUCCGUUUUCCCUCAAUGAUAAUAAAUAUCCUCAAGACGACCUCCUCACCUCACUGGCUCUCUGCUGCUCACAGACCGUUUGUUGUCAGAGUGUGAUUAGAGGUGGACACGUUGGGAGGGGUCUGAACAGUGCUGCUGUCUGCCUACAUGGAAAGAAAUGGAAUUUGGCCACAAUACAUUUCAAGUGCAUUUGAUGCAUUUGAUGAGUGUUGGCUGCAUUUGUAAAAGUAAUUUUAUCUAAAGCUAAUAUAUAUAAUAUAUAUUCUCAAAUAUAGAGAAAUAGAAUGAAAUGUUAAUAUACCUUACAUUUCUCAAAUGCUUUUGAAAAAGGUCAACAACACCUUUGUUGUGCAUUUUUGAAACAAUAAGAUAACGUGGAAUAUGUAGAAAAUGCAUUUUAGAUGCGUUGUUGAUACAUUUCACGUGGUAUUACGUAUUUGUAUGUAUUUUGCAGCAUUUCUAAAGUGUGCACUACAUUGUUAGUCCGUUUGUGCCUCUUAUGUAUUAUCAUUACAUCCAAGUCACUGAGCUUAGCAUUAGUUUUUCUGAAAGACGAAUCAACAGCCCAGAAGGUCGACACUGUUGAGAAUCACUGUUAUGAAAGCCUUUCUGGAAUCUAGAAGACUCUUCUAGCCAUCUGAAAGAAUAAAUGAUUUUUAAAAAGAUUUGUACUUCAUUUAGCAGAUUGUGACUGAAAACAAUGUGACUCUUAGUUUGUUUAGUACUGUACAAGAAAAAUAAAAAAACCUUAUAGAAAAUGCAAUGAGUUCCUACAUGAACGCAAAAUUUUAGUGCCAAAGUUAGAGCAUUUUCGGUUUUCUCUCUGGUUUGAAAUGUGUGGAGCUCAGCUGGAAAAAGGUGAUGUCACUUACUCCUGUGCACCAAUCAGGAUUUGGCAAAAUGACCCAGAAUCUGUUGAGUUGGCUAUUCACUCACUCUCGGUAAAAAAAGACCUUUCAAACGAUGUUAAUUCAUGAGUGGUACAAACGGGGCAAACAUGUUUUCUUUUCAUAUGGGCAGAAAGUUUUUAAUGUCUGACUAAUAUUUGGCAUCCCUUUUAAGAUGAGUCUAACUGGGGAUGCCAAAUGGUGCAUGUGGCAGCACUGCAGCAGUUCCUGUGUCACCGAUCUGUGUAAAUCCCUUGGUCAGUGUACAUUUGGGUUGAAACAGCACCAUGCACAGGACAUUACCUGUAGUGCUCAGGCUCCGCCCCCCUCCUGCCCGCCUCUAAUCACUGAGCAGCUGUUGAGGUCCCUUCUGUAUCUAUUCUAGUGGUUUUCUGUUUCAAUGUUUUUACGCUACACACUACAAUAAAGUGUCCCUCUUGUUGAUAUACCCUUCCCCACCUGACAAUAAUGUAUCAAAUCUUUAAAUAUUAUCAUGUUAAGAGUAUACUUUAUGCAAAUAUAUAUGAGUAUGAUGAGUGUAUUGUAUGUAUCAGCAGUGAAAUAUUUUUAAAAUAAAAUUAUUUGUUUCUGUCA
Scatophagus argus is the source of this 6160-nucleotide messenger RNA. RefSeq names its product aryl hydrocarbon receptor nuclear translocator-like 1a (gene bmal1a). The coding region runs from base 358 to 2274 and encodes 638 amino acids. Gene Ontology annotation, biological process: regulation of transcription by RNA polymerase II; circadian rhythm. Lineage: Eukaryota; Metazoa; Chordata; Actinopteri; Scatophagidae. The transcript has 20 exons. Gene Ontology annotation, cellular component: transcription regulator complex; cytoplasm; nucleus. The record is from RefSeq and is a predicted model, not a curated record. Gene Ontology annotation, molecular function: protein dimerization activity; DNA-binding transcription factor activity, RNA polymerase II-specific; RNA polymerase II cis-regulatory region sequence-specific DNA binding.